This is a messenger RNA of Pelobates fuscus (common spadefoot toad), 1568 nucleotides long. Its product is annotated as translational activator of cytochrome c oxidase 1. The record is from RefSeq and is a predicted model, not a curated record. Gene Ontology annotation, cellular component: mitochondrion. Lineage: Eukaryota; Metazoa; Chordata; Amphibia; Anura; Pelobatidae. Bases 22 to 1005 code for a protein of 327 amino acids. The transcript has 6 exons.
UGAAGCCAAGCUGCCUCGCACAUGCGCAGUGGAGUAGGAGGACAUGGAGUCCUGCAGCCCAGCUUUGUGACACGUGCGGUGACUUGGAGGUUAAACCGGGGAUGGCAUAGGUCCUACCAUGGUGGCAGGAUGACUUCAGCUCUGAACAGGAUCUGCUCCUUGUACAGGACACCUAUCAGGAGGUCGUUACUCCGCUGCCAGGAACCCCUAGAAAAAUGGUCCCAUCUGGGCACAUGUUCCCCAGCGGCAGAUUUCCACAGUUCUUCAGUGGCCCCUGCUGGACACAAUAAGUGGUCCAAGGUGAAGCAUAUUAAAGGCCCCAAGGAUGAAGCCAGGGCACGAUUGUUCGCCAAACUCUCUUUGAUGAUUCGAGCGGUAGUGAAAGAAGGAGGACCCAAUCCAGAUAGUAAUUUUCAUUUGUCCCAGUUGAUUGAGCAAUGCCGGCAAAGAAACAUGCCCAAGUCUUCCAUUGAAACAGCCAUCAAAGGAGCGGAUAAGGCGAAGCCUGCUGCCUAUGCUCUGUAUGAGGGAAGGGGACCUGGAGGCUCCUCCUUCCUUAUUGAGGCCCUUACAGACAACAACAAACGAUCCUAUUCAGAUCUCAAGCUCAUUAUGGUGAAAAAUGGAGGUUUGAUGUGCGAUGGAGCUCGCCACUGUUUCGAUAAGAAGGGAGUUGUCAUGGUGCAGACGAAGGAUCGCGAGGGAAACCCUGUGCUGCUGGAACGAGCACUGGAACUGGCUAUAGAAGCUGGAGCUGAGGAUGUGCAGGAAACAGAAGACGAUGAGGAAAAUUAUGUGUACAGGUAUAUCUGUGAUGUGCCAUCCUUACAUGAUGUCAGAUCCAAUUUGGUGUCUUUGGGAUUAGUGCCAAUCUCCUCUGGACUGGAGUUUCUUCCAAAUAUCAAAAUCAACCUCUCAGACACUGACAUGGAAUCGGCAUCACAACUACUAGAAUUGAUAAACGACCAGCCGGACGUUAUGCGGGUCUACGACAACAUUGAGUAGAUCAGAAAAUCACAGAAUGAAGACCGUACCCAGGAUUCUGUCUUAUCCAAGUACUUUAAGCCACAUCUGAUGCAGUAUGUCAUCUUUUAUCCACGGUCUGUAAAUCACGGCGGGUAAAGAGACAGCCAACGUGGAAUGUGUUGUCAGGAAGUGACUUUGAGCUAUUGCACAUGCAGACAGAGACCGUCUGCAAGUUUUGACACACAUCAAUAGAAUGUGGCACUGCUACCAACUCCCUUCAGUUCUAAUAUAAAAUAACUUUAUAUUUUUAUUCGAGCUCUCAUUUUUGAACAUCAUCAAGAGAAAUCUGGUUGCCCUUUCAACAGAUUCUCUGAACAGAUCCACGCAGAUCCUCUGAACAAUCUACUAAUGCACCUUUUUCACUUACAUCCACCGGUCAUAAACUCGAUAUCCUCUUCUCUAGUAACUCAACAGCCCUUGAGCAAAUAUUUUAUUUUAUUUCACCAAGCUCUGGAGGAUUGCAAAAAAAAAAGCUGAGCUUGGCUAUAGCUGGAAUGAAUAAAUGUUUCCAAAUAUGCUAUCAUUGUCUAAAUUUUACAGUU